CCUCGCUGGAUCCAGUGCGUCACUCUCCUGUAACCUGGGCCGGACAAGCAGCAGCAAGACCCGCUCGCCCGACGCUGAAAACACGGAACAAUGGGUUGGCAGGAGCGAGGAUGGCUCGUGUGUGCGAGUUUUCUGGGACUCGUGGCCUCGGUGCAGAGCAUAACGAGGGGAGAGCUGUUCCCUCACGGUCCGAGCGCCAGGGACCAGAUCCUGGAGCCGGGGACUGACCAGACGCACCGCAUUGAGCUGCAAAAGCCAGUGCUAUUCUAUGAUGGCACUUUCGACAGCAUCUUUAUCAACACCAAUGGUUUUGUUGCCACAGCACAACCGACAAGUGAGUCGACAUAUCUUGGCAAAAUGCCCGCAAAGUUUGGCAUGAUUGCGGCUCUGCAAGGGGACCUGGACACGAGUGACGGUGUGGGGAAAGUUUACUUCCGCCAAGACUCCAGUCCUGAGGCCCUGCGUCGGGCAGCCGAGCACAUCAACAGAGCCUUCCCUGAGGACGAUGAAGUCAAUCCCACCAACACCGUGGUGAUCACCUGGGUCGAUGUCGCCACCCAGGAACCUCAAAGCAGAGACAAGAAGAGAAACACCUUCCAGCUGGUUAUAGCCCCCGUGGAGACCGCCUCGUAUGCUAUUUUCCUGUAUACAAGGGAUGGGAUACAGUCUACCUCCACGCCUGCAGGAGACAGCAGUGUGAUCAUGCAUACCGGCUUCAGCAAGGGUCAGGUCCGGGGUUUCUUGUUCAACAGCCAGGGGCCGUACUACCGCACCACCACUGAUGACGAGGCAUCUGUCAGGGCUUUACCAGAGGAAACCAACUCUGGCAUGCGGGGUGUGUGGGUGUACGAGAUCGGUACAUCACCCUAUUUUACCAAUGUGGCUCCAGGUGAGGUCACUGGCCUGCCCACUGAGGCCCCAGCCCAUGUGGCCCCCAAUAGCCAUGAAGAGGACACUGAUGCAAGGAGGCCUGUGUAUACCAAUGGACAGCAAGUAGAGUACCCUACGUAUGAACCAGAGGGAGGACAGGUCCAAGUCCAUCCUGUUCAGUAUCAGCCACAUCAGCCUCAGAACCCAGAAGUGGUGGUGGUGGACGACACAGAUAUAAAUGUCGAUGUGUUCUCAUAUAACCUUGGGAAAUGUGCGAACAGCAGGAAUAAGUGUUCCCAGUUUUCUGACUGCAAGGACUACUCUAAUGGAUACUGCUGCCACUGCAGGCCUGGCUUCUAUGGCAACGGGAUACAGUGUGUGGCAGAGGGAAAGCCCCAGAGGAUGAACGGUAAAGUGCACGGAAAAGUGUAUGUCGGCAACUCUCCUUCUCCACUGGAGUUCAGCAGCAAUGAUCUCCACUCGUACGUUGUUGUAAACGACGGUCGAUCCUACGUCGCCAUCAGUGACAUCCCACAGACUCUUGGGCCCUCGCUGCAACCCUUGGCGGCCCUUGGUGGGGUGAUUGGAUGGGCCUUUGCUCUGGAGCAGCCUGGCUUCAAGAACGGCUUCAGUACUAUCGGGGGGGAGUUCACACGGACGGCUGAUGUGACCUUCCUGCCAGGGAAUGAGAAGCUUACCAUCAAGCAGGAGUUCAGAGGCAUCGAUGAGCAUGACCACCUGGCGGUGAGCACCACCCUGGAAGGCCGGGUCCCUGAGGUGCCUCUCGGCGCCAGUGUGCAGAUGGAGCGUUACUCAGAGAUCUACCAGUACAGCAACAACUUGAUCACCUCAUCCUCCACUCGGGACUAUGUAGUGAGCUUGCCAGAUGGAUCCACUGAAACCAGGACGUACCAGUGGCGUCAGACCAUCACCUUCCAGAGCUGCCAGCACGACGAGUCUGCCAGAGCCAUGAAACCGACCCAGAUGCUGAGCGUGGACCAGGUCUUUGUCAUGUACGACGCUAAUAAUGAGCUCAUCCGGUUCGCCAUGAGCAACAAGAUCGGGGAUGUCAACGGAGGGCAGCCAGAAGAGAAUCCGUGUUUCACAGGGCGACACGGCUGUGACACCAACGCUGUUUGCCGACCUGGAGAGGGAAAUCAGGUCACCUGCCAGUGUGCGGCUGGAUUCAACGGUGAUGGACGCACAUGUUAUGACAUUGAUGAGUGCAGAGAGGACCCUCAGAUCUGUGGCUUUAACGCCAUCUGCAACAACCAGCCCGGGACCUUCCGCUGUGAAUGUGAAGACGGAUAUCAGUUUGGCAGCGAUGGGCAGACCUGUGUUGAGGUUAGGCGACCCGUUGAUGCCUGCGAAGAAGGAACCCAUACCUGUGACAUUCCUGAGCGCGCUCAGUGCAGCUACACCGGAGGCUCGUCCUACAUCUGCUCCUGUCUGCCUGGGUUCAUAGGAGACGGUAGAAUCUGCCAAGACAUAGACGAGUGCCAGACAGGCAGGUGCCACCAGGAGGCUGUGUGUCAAAACACCCAGGGAUCAUUUACCUGCCAGUGCAGGCCGGGUUCCUAUGGCGACGGCUUGUCCUGCUUCACAGGGAGGACAACAACGCGAUGCGAGAGCCACAGAGACAAUCUGCUAAGUGUGACAGAGUUAGGUCCCCGGGGCCCCCGUCCUGUCCCCGGACAGUACAUCCCCACAUGUGACGAGAACGGUGCCUACGAACCAAUGCAGUGCCACGGCAGCACAGGAUACUGCUGGUGCGUGGACCGGGAUGGACAAGAGCUCCUUGGGUCUCGGUCUGGACCUGGCAGCAGACCAAUGUGUAUCGACCAUGAUGGGGGUCCACCACCUAUCGGACCCACCACUCGACCCGACGUCCACCCCCUGCCCUCAGGAACCCACCUGCUGUUUGCCCAGAGCGGCAGGAUAGAGUACGUCCCCCUGGAAGGUUACGACAUGAAAAAGGAUGGUGCGAAGGCUGUCCUCCAUCUUCCUGAGAAGGUAAUCAUCGGAGUGGCCUAUGACUGUGUGGAGAAAAUGGUCUACUGGACAGAAAUCACAUCUCCUUCGAUCAGCAAGGCCAACAUCCAGGGGGGGGAGCCCGUCACUGUCAUUAGAUCAGAUUUGCACAGUCCAGAGGGAAUCGCCAUCGAUCACUUGGGACGAACUAUGUUCUGGACAGAUUCGGUGAAGGAUCGCAUUGAGGUCGCCUCUCUGGACGGGACCCAGCGUCGGGUCAUUAUAGACUCUGGUCUCGUCAACCCCCGAGCUAUUAUCACUGACCCUCCCAAUGGUAAUCUGUACUGGUCCGACUGGAACCGCGACGCUCCCAAGAUCGAGACCUCUUACAUGGACGGAUCCAACCGGAGGGUUCUGGUUAAAGACGACCUGGGCCUGCCCAACGGCCUGACCUACGACUCUCAGAGCUCUCAGCUCUGCUGGGCAGACGCAGGCACACAUAAAAUGGAGUGCAUGCAUCCUGGCCGGGGAGACCGCAGAAAGGUCCUGGAGGGGAUUCAGUACCCCUUCGGAAUUACUUCAUAUGGGAAGAACAUCUACUACACUGACUGGAGGAGGGAUGCCGUGGUUGCGGUAGAUCGCUACACAGGCACGGAAUCAGACGAGUUCCAGCCUCAGAAACGGACCAAGUUAUAUGGGAUCACCACAGCCUAUGCCCAGUGUCCUUCAGGACAAAACUACUGUGCUGUGAACAACGGGGGCUGCACUCACCUCUGUUUAGCGACUCCCAACGGCCGCUCCUGCAAGUGUCCCAGCAACGCAGUGGGCGUGAGCUGCGUGGAGAGCGACAGCGGGAACUGACGUGAGGCGGCCCGCAGAUGACAUUGUUUGGAUGUUUGACAGCAAAUUAGGAGCCACUCAGCAUUACUAAACUGUAGCUGCUCAAAACCGCCACUGUAAACCAGAGGUGAAAUUACUGUGCCUUUUUAUUUCUCAGUGUUAUGCUUAUCUACAGUUUUUUUUUACAUUUCCCAUAUGCCUUUAUAAAUUCACGUUUUGCCUUCCAGAAUUGUAAAUAUAAACACUUUUAUGUUGACUUAUUUCUUUGAGUGCACAUAAACUGAGAAUAAAGCUCAUAAUUUAAUGUGAAAUACAUCUAACAGCAAUGCAUGACAUCAUCUCAUGUUUGGCUGAUCCCAUAGGUUGUCUCAUGGACAUAUUCAUGUGGAAUAUGAUUGUAAGAGUCUGUUACAAACUGGUGGGAUGUGUUUACAUGCUGGGCAACAAAAGAUUAAACAUUUUUCUAACA
Messenger RNA from Limanda limanda (common dab), 4150 nucleotides. It is a transcript of the gene nid1a, whose product is annotated as nidogen 1a. Bases 91 to 3702 code for a protein of 1203 amino acids. Lineage: Eukaryota; Metazoa; Chordata; Actinopteri; Pleuronectiformes; Pleuronectidae. Gene Ontology annotation, molecular function: calcium ion binding. The record is from RefSeq and is a predicted model, not a curated record. The transcript is spliced from 20 exons. Gene Ontology annotation, biological process: cell-matrix adhesion.